AUGAAGGCGGAGGGGGGCGACCACUCCAUGAUCAACCUGUCGGUGCAGCAGGUCCUGAGCCUCUGGGCCCACGGGACGGUGCUGAGGAACCUCACGGAGAUGUGGUACUGGAUCUUUCUGUGGGCUCUCUUCUCCUCUCUGUUUGUCCAUGGUGCUGCGGGCGUGUUGAUGUUUGUGAUGCUGCAGAGGCAUAGGCAGGGGAGAGUAAUCUCUCUCAUUGCAGUCAGCAUCGGAUUUCUGGCUUCUGUAACUGGAGCAAUGAUUACUAGCGCAGCAGUCGCGGGCAUCUACCGAGUCGCAGGGAAGAACAUGGCCCCCCUGGAGGCGCUGGUGUGGGGCGUGGGACAGACUGUAUUGACAUUAAUCAUCUCCUUCUCAAGGAUCCUCGCCACACUCUGA
Messenger RNA from Odobenus rosmarus divergens (Pacific walrus), 399 nucleotides. RefSeq names its product transmembrane protein 170B (gene TMEM170B). The transcript is spliced from 3 exons. NCBI's taxonomy places the organism in Eukaryota, Metazoa, Chordata, Mammalia, Carnivora, Odobenidae. Gene Ontology annotation, cellular component: plasma membrane. The record is from RefSeq and is a predicted model, not a curated record. Gene Ontology annotation, biological process: negative regulation of canonical Wnt signaling pathway. Bases 1 to 399 code for a protein of 132 amino acids.